GGCUUCUACUUUUUAUAUUUAAUUGCUUUCUCCUAACAACCUUGCCUUGCCUGACCGCGAUAAACAGCAGUAGUGGACCACUUAUCGUCAGUUUUGAACAGUGGUUGUUGAUUUUUUCGAUUUUAGAUUCCAAACUUUCUCUUGUAAUAUUUCUCUUUCUACAUCUUUCUUUCUAUUUUUUUUGGGUGGGGGUUUGAUUCUCUCUUUUGAAUCAAAGAAACCAUAACUGUUUGUUCUUUUUUCUCCCUUUGAAUUGAAACGAUUGAAAGAAGAAAUGGGUUCAGAAGGAUCAUGUGUUGUUGUACCCAGGAGUUUCAGAUUGCUAGAAGAGCUUGAGAGGGGUGAAAAGGGAAUUGGAGAUGGAACUGUUAGCUAUGGGAUGGACGAUGCUGAUGAUAUAUACAUGCAGUCAUGGACUGGGACUAUUAUUGGCCCUCCAAACACUGUUCACGAAGGAUGCAUAUAUCAGUUGAAACUGUUCUGUGGCAAGGAUUAUCCAGAUAAUCCACCUAGUGUGAGGUUUCAAACCCGGAUAAACAUGACCUGUGUCAAUCAGGAAACUGGAGUGGUUGAGCCUAGCCUUUUCCCCAUGCUUGCUAAUUGGCAGAGGGAGUAUACAAUGGAGGAUAUAUUGACUCAGUUGAAGAAAGAAAUGAUGUCUCCACAAAACAGGAAGCUUGCUCAGCCUCCUGAAGGCAAUGAGGAGGCAGGGCUCGAUCAAAAGGGCUUACCACUGAAGUGUUGCAUCUUUUGAAGUCCACCAGAGUUAUAUAUGAACAUAAUGUAUAUAAAAAAAAUAUAGUAAUUCCGGCAACCGGCUUAGCACCAAAUUCCAAUGGUGGCCAAAUAAAUCGAAACUUAACCGAUGACAUUCAAAAACUUUAUGAGUUAUGCUAAAAUCGAAUCUUAGUUGGUGAGUGCGUUUCCUUCUCUUAUUUCCUUGUUUUCGUUCCCAUUUGAUGUAAUUUAGAAUGUAUCCGAGGAGCAUGAAUUGGAAUCUUUACCAGUUUGAGAAAAUUGUUGUAUUCCUUGUAUUUGCUUUCUCUUUGUCAUGUAUAAUAUAAUUUAUAUCAUAUACAAUUUGAUUA
This is a messenger RNA of Gossypium arboreum, 1088 nucleotides long. Its product is annotated as ubiquitin-conjugating enzyme E2 variant 1A-like. The coding region runs from base 275 to 754 and encodes 159 amino acids. Gene Ontology annotation, cellular component: nucleus. The record is from RefSeq and is a predicted model, not a curated record. The transcript is spliced from 5 exons. NCBI's taxonomy places the organism in Eukaryota, Viridiplantae, Streptophyta, Magnoliopsida, Malvales, Malvaceae. Gene Ontology annotation, biological process: protein K63-linked ubiquitination; DNA damage tolerance.